Molecule: messenger RNA, 913 nt
Organism: Westerdykella ornata
Lineage: Eukaryota; Fungi; Ascomycota; Dothideomycetes; Pleosporales; Sporormiaceae
Exons: 2
Coding region: 67-750 (227 amino acids)
Source: RefSeq, a predicted model, not a curated record
AGUAGUAUAACUCGUGGCUCCUGUCCAGUGUUCUGGGAGCAGGGACCGGUUGGAUGAUAGCGCACGAUGGCUUCAAACAACGGGUGGACCUGGAGCGAAGAGCAUGCCGACUGGUACUAUGCCAUGAAGGAUCCAUUUGGCAGGGUAAUAUAUAUCUGGAGCAAGCAAGGCGCCCAACAGCCUCCAGUUCAGACGCCUUCCAGCCAUGUGCAGCACUUAUCCGUAACCUACCAAAGUCAGAACCGUGCAUAUGGGGCGCCUCAGAGCGGACUCCUUACCAAUGGCUAUACAGGGAAUGUACCUGACGCAACGCAACACUCUCCGCAAUACAGAACGAGUUCCGCCUUUCCUACUCUGCCCAGUAAUAAUGUACUCCCUCCUUCUCUGCCUCAUGUCAACCCGUUUGCUAUGCCGCCGGCGGUCCCGGAAAACAAGCGAGUUCCAGGUCUUAUCGAAGGCACUCCUCAACGAGGCUGGGUUGAGCCCCUAGAUCCGAGUUACAAGAUGAGGACUGGUCAAGAAGCGCACGACUUCUUUGUAAAGGGCCGUGUGUUCUCCAUGUUAUGGGCUGAGGCCGCUUCUGAGACUGCUGCACGACAAGCUGCCCCUGAUGGCACGGUGUACAGAUAUCAGAAACCUUCGCACGACUACACGCCGGGCAGGUUUCCAGGUGAAUUCGUCUAUUCGAAUAUACGCCGAUUCGUAAUAAUGAGGGUCAAAAAAGAUGCUCACUUUGUCUACGUCUGGUAAGUUUGCGCCAUCUCGGAGGACCUGCACUGACCAUCAGUCCGAUAACAACAUACUCCAAGAGGGGCACGCUCAAACCGGGCUGCAAGGCUUCCGAACAUACGAUCGUCUAUUUUCGUGGGACAGAUCCCGACCAGUGCUACCUUGACGGCGAGUACGAAAAAGG